AUGCAGUUCACCAAGACUCUCGGUCUUCUUGCUACCUUUGGCGCUCUUGCCUCAGCUCUUCCUACCAACUUCCAGCGCCGUGAUGGUGGCAACAGCACUGCCAGUGCCACCGGCGACAACAACAGCAACAACAACAACAACAACACCACCACCACCACCACCACCACCACCAAUGGUGUCAACAGCAGCAACGGCAGCAGCGGCAGUGUCAACAUUCAAAACAACAUGGGCAGCACCAUGUACCUCUGGUCUGUCAGCGAGAAUGCCGACCCCAUGAUCACUGUCCAGCCUGGCGGCUCCUACUCAGAGAGCUGGCGCACCAACCCCGACGGCGGCGGUAUUUCCAUCAAAAUGGCUAUGAAGCCUGAACAAGUCGAUGUCCUCCAAUACGAGUACACCUUGCAAGGUGACACUAUCUUCUGGGAUCUCUCUUGCAUCGACAUGGGCACCAGCUCUCAAUUCACCACCGCUGGCUUUGCUGUCACCUCCAGUGAUUCCACUUGCCCUUCUGCUACCUGCCAGCCUGGCGACUCUGCUUGCGCUGAUGCUUACCUUGUUCCUGACGACAACCAGGCUACUCAUGGCUGCCCUGCCGGUACCCAAAUGAACUUGAACAUUGGCUCUUCUGCUUAA
This is a messenger RNA of Talaromyces atroroseus, 633 nucleotides long. RefSeq lists its product as hypothetical. The record is from RefSeq and is a predicted model, not a curated record. The transcript has a single exon. Lineage: Eukaryota; Fungi; Ascomycota; Eurotiomycetes; Eurotiales; Trichocomaceae. Bases 1 to 633 code for a protein of 210 amino acids.